AUUGCUGUUUCAAUUUUCUCUCCUUCUCUCCACGAACAUCAUCUUCAAUGCUCCACAACACAAAUAACAGUAUAUCGAUCUCCCUCUCGGACGACGAAACCGAUGAACUGGGUCGGAUGCGUGUCCGUGCGCGACGAAAGCGCAAGAAACUGAGCCACAAACGAUUGUUCAGAAAACUGCUAGUCAGAUACUGGAUGCUACUCAUCAUUAUUCCAGCUACGUGCUUGCUUAUAUUCGAGGCCACAAGAAUCGGUCGAAAGCCUAAUUUGAAUGUGAAUUCAAACAUAGAAACACACACUCAAGUUGAUCGAUCUAGUCCCACAUUGGGGAAGGAACCUCACCGUAACUUGAAUCGCCUUGAUCCCACUACACACGUUGUUGGUGGCGUCAGAGAACGUUGCUUGAAGCUUCUACCACCUGAAAAGCUUGAGCAUUUGGAUAUUCCUGUGGAAGAAGAAUCUAGUUUCCCUGUUGGUGAAGUUUUAUACAUAUCAGAAAGUGAUUCAUCUUUUGUAGGAGGGAAUGCUACAUUGUCUCAAUUGCGUACAGAAGACACGAGAUUUAAUUUAUUUACCGGAAACCAAACACUUGAGCAGAGAGAUGAAAGUUUUGAGGUGAAAGAAACUAUGAUGGUACAUUGUGGGUUCUACUGUGUAAAUGGUGGGUUUAAGAUAUCUGAUGAAGAUAAAAGUUACAUGCAAACUUGCAAAGUUGUGGUAUCUACUUGUGCAUUUGGUGGCGGAGAUGAUCUCUAUCAACCAAUUGGAAUGUCGGAGACUUCGAUUAAGAAGGUUUGCUAUGUAGCAUUCUGGGAUGAAAUCACCCUAAAAGCUCAAGAAUUAGUGGAGCGCAGAAUUGGUGAAAAUGGAUUUAUUGGACAAUGGCGUGUUGUUGUGGUUCGGGAUCUUCCUUUUGCUGAUCAAAGGUUGAAUGGUAAAAUUCCCAAGAUGUUAAGCCAUCGUCUUUUUCCUCAAGCAAAAUACUCUAUUUGGGUAGACUCCAAGUCCCAAUUUAGGAGGGAUCCACUAGGUGUGUUGGAAGCACUCCUUUGGCGCACGAAUUCUGUACUUGCCAUAUCUGAACAUGGAGCUCGUAGUAGUGUCUAUGAUGAGGCUAAGGCUGUUGUCAAGAAAAACAAAGCUAAGCCAGAGGAAGUUGAAGUGCAACUGAAUCAAUACAGAAAAGAUGGCUUGCCUGAAGACAAGAGAUUUAAUGGAAAGAAAGCUCUGUGUGAAGCUUCUGUUAUCGUGAGGAAUCAUACACCACUAACUAAUCUAUUGAUGUGCAUCUGGUUCAAUGAGGUGGUUCGCUUUACUUCUAGGGAUCAGCUCAGCUUCCCAUAUGUCCUGUGGCGGCUGAAAGCAUUCAAAAACAUCAAUAUGUUCCCUGUCUGCACCCGCAAGGAUCUUGUCAAUAGCAUGGGCCAUAUCCGCAAGGCCAAACCUUUGCAAAGCUGAUCUAGUUUAAUUGGUUGAAAACGAUCCCUUUCUGCAAUUAUCUAAUUCAUUCCUUAUUUCAUUAGUUUCAUUAACCAAUCAAAAUUAAGUAUAUGUAUUGUUUUUCUUACCCCACCCCUCCUCUCUUAUAGCCGGUGUAUGGUUAUAAUUGUAUUUAUUGUCUAAGCUCUUUUUUUUAUACAAUUGUUUAAGCUCUUUGAUUAGGUUAUUUCAGAAAAGAUCUAGUUGAUGGAAAGGAAAAUCAUGCAAACAAGAGACUUUGCUUUCGACCUGUUUCCCAACACAUAAACUUCUAUAAUAACACCAAUGUUUUCAUACAUUGUCAGAUUGCUGUGCCCCCUUAGAUGUAGUGAAAAUGAAUAAAUGCAGCCAUAUGUUGUUGGAAUGAAUCUCCUCUCCUGCUCGACAUGUUGCAAUUACUACAGUGGCAGCUGCUCUACCAGUUAUUUUUGAAGCGGGAUCUGAUGGCAAGGAAAAUGGUUGAGUUAGACAUACAAUGAAACAGUUGGCCCGAGCAAAACUUCAAACCACUGAUGCAACAGAUGCCUUGUCAUCUCGGUGAUUCAUUUUUGCAACACCAGUGAAAAACAACUCAAGCGUAGAAAGAAGCCCUUGAUACUCCUAAGAUAGAGAAGUUACAUAAUUAGACGGAACCUUUUUUAGGUUGGGUAGUUUUUGAGGAUAUGACUAAGGAUUAAGUUGUACCUGGAUAUUUAUUUUUAUGGUCAUUUGGUUUUAGUUUCGAAGUUUUUUAAGACGAUACAAGG
This is a messenger RNA of Gastrolobium bilobum, 2224 nucleotides long. RefSeq names its product probable hexosyltransferase MUCI70. The transcript is spliced from 6 exons. The record is from RefSeq and is a predicted model, not a curated record. Lineage: Eukaryota; Viridiplantae; Streptophyta; Magnoliopsida; Fabales; Fabaceae. The coding region runs from base 48 to 1457 and encodes 469 amino acids.